Sphaeramia orbicularis (orbiculate cardinalfish) is the source of this 6352-nucleotide messenger RNA. It is a transcript of the gene pip4k2aa, whose product is annotated as phosphatidylinositol-5-phosphate 4-kinase, type II, alpha a. Gene Ontology annotation, molecular function: 1-phosphatidylinositol-4-phosphate 5-kinase activity; 1-phosphatidylinositol-5-phosphate 4-kinase activity. The record is from RefSeq and is a predicted model, not a curated record. Gene Ontology annotation, biological process: phosphatidylinositol phosphate biosynthetic process. NCBI's taxonomy places the organism in Eukaryota, Metazoa, Chordata, Actinopteri, Kurtiformes, Apogonidae. Gene Ontology annotation, cellular component: plasma membrane. Bases 915 to 2246 code for a protein of 443 amino acids. The transcript is spliced from 11 exons.
GCAGCACACAUGAACCUCAGCGCUGCCGCUGCGCACGGAGUUGACUACCCGCUGGUUCCGAGACUUCAUAUUUGUUCCUCUCAUUAAAUUCAGAAGAGGGCAAGGACAUGACAGGAUGCUCCCCGGUCAUUUCUACGGUCUGACCAGAAAAGCGUAGGAGGAGGGCUGAGCCGCUUGCUAGUUGUAAGCUGCUAACGUUAACUGUUAGCUAGCUUCCAGGCUAAUGGUUGCUGGAUGGUGAACGGAGCCCGGUUCUGCUUUGUGCAGUCAGUUAGCUAACGUUGUGCAUAGCUGGCUUGCUAGCGAAGGUCGGAAGGACUAACGGUUAGCUGGUAGAUAAGAACACUUAGUUAACCAUUCAGCAUCAUUAGUGUGUCAUUUGUCUUGAGGUUGCAGGUCAGUUUUGUUCUCAUCCAAAAGAAUACUUAACAUUUUCUUGUUUUACAAGUUUAUUAAUUUUACAACAAACGCGUAGGAGUAGGGCUGAGCCCUUUUAGAACAUAAUCGUGGAUGUUUGUUAGCAAGCAGGCUGGGUAUUCUGCUAUGCUAACGCCAGCUCAGUGAGACCUCGCAUCGUAGGGGUGCGGAGCUCCAGGCGAGUCAAGGAAGGAAGAGAGGUGACUUAUGAUGAGGGCUGGGCGAAGUGGCGGACAGUUAGGCGAAGGAGAGCAACAGUAUUAGCUAGAAAACCUUGUAAUUGUCUUAUAUUAGUCCUUGUCGAGCUAGGGCCAUAACGUCCACCAAUCUGUGUGGGACGUCGGAUGAAGAAAAGAAUUGGGGCACUUUGAUUUGCGAGCUGGCUAAAUGAAUAGUACUGGUAUUAACUGAGUCGUGAACUGGUGGCCACUGUGCCAGUUUCAGGGGGAUAACUGUCAACAUUAUCACAUUAACUGAAAUUACCAGCUUUUAUAAAGAUGGCUUCGGCGAGCAGCAUUGCAGCAUCCAUUGCCAGCAAAACGAAGACCAAGAAAAAGCAUUUCGUCGCUCAGAAAGUGAAGCUCUUCCGUGCCAGCGACCCUCUGCUCAGCGUGCUUAUGUGGGGAGUCAACCAUUCGAUAAAUGAAUUAAGCCACGUUCAAAUUCCUAUUAUGCUCAUGCCAGAUGACUUCAAGGCCUAUUCCAAGAUUAAAGUGGACAACCACCUCUUCAACAAGGAGAAUAUGCCCAGCCAUUUCAAGUUCAAGGAGUACUGCCCUCUGGUGUUUCGAAACCUCAGGGAGAGGUUUGGCAUUGACGAUCAGGAUUUCUUGAACUCUUUAACCCGCAGUGCCCCCUUGAACAGUGAAGCCCAGGGAAGGAGUGGGGCCCGCUUCCACACCUCUUACGACAAACGCUAUGUUAUAAAGACCAUCAGCAGUGAGGAUGUGGCUGAGAUGCACAACAUUCUAAAGAAAUACCAUCAGUUCAUUGUGGAAUGCCAUGGCAACACGCUGCUGCCUCAGUUUCUUGGGAUGUACCGGCUUACUGUGGAUGGAGAUGAGACCUACAUGAUUGUUACACGAAACGUCUUCUCCCAUCGCCUUUCUGUCUACAAAAAAUAUGAUCUCAAGGGUUCCACUGUGGCAAGAGAGGCCAGCGACAAGGAGAAGCAGCCGCCCCCACCAGAGGAUGUGCCCCCGCGGCCCAAAUCUGGUAACGUUCAGCAAAGGCUGCAAACACUGCGGAUUGCAACGCGCUUUUACUGCGCCAUGAAACACGUAAGAGAUGCAAAGGAGCUGCCCACCUACAAGGACAAUGACUUCAUCAAUGAUGGGCAGAAGAUCUACAUAGAUGGAGAGAACAAGAAAAUGUUCCUGGAGAAGCUAAGGAAAGAUGUGGAGUUCCUUGCCCAGCUAAAGCUCAUGGAUUACAGCCUGCUGGUGGGGAUCCAUGACGUGGAGCGAGCUGAGCAGGAAGAGGUGGAGAGCGAGGACAACGAGGCCGAGGAGGAGGGCGAGAGUGACGGAGGGGGCAUUGGGACGCCCCCUGACAGUCCCAGCAACACCCUGGACAGCACCAAGCCUCUGUCUCCUGGAGAGUUUGACCCCGCCAUCGAUGUUUACGCCAUCAAAAGCAAUGAUAGUGCUCCCAGGAAGGAGGUUUACUUCAUGGCUGUCAUAGACAUCCUGCAGCAUUAUGAUGCCAAGAAGAAAGCUGCCCAUGCCGCCAAGACUGUCAAACAUGGGGCCGGAGCAGAGAUAUCCACAGUGAACCCUGAGCAGUACUCAAAGAGGUUUUACGAUUUCAUCACCACUAUCCUUUCAUAGCCUCCAAGAGCAACAGGAGGCCCAGAGGCACAUGGGAAAGGGAGGGCAAGUAGGGAGCGAGGUGAAGACGACAAGUGACGGAGAGAAAACCAUGGAGAGGCUGGUUAAUCAGGUGCUGUGACGGCGUCGUUCGCUCUCACUCGUCCGUUCUCUUCUUCUCUCCCUGUUCGUUCCUCUCUUUCAGUGGGGUGCCACACUCUGCAGCUAAAAACCAUAAUUCGUUUACAUUUAACCUGUCCUCUGUUGUUCAGUUUUGUUCAUGUUACUUUGGAUAAUAAGGGUGUUGAAAGCAAGUGUCCAAGUUUUUUUUUUUUUUAUUUUAUAUAAUGUGUUUUGUCUGUAUGGCAAUUUAUGUGGGAAUAUAGCUUUUUUUAAUUACUUCUAACAUCCAGCACCCUGCUUUUUUUUUUUUUUUUUUUUUUUUUUUUUUUUUUAUGUACGUAUGUAUGUAUUCAUUUUUCCCUUAUGUUGUUUCAGGGAGGUUUGGGAGGGUGUGUUAUAGUGUGAGGUCAAGAAGGGGGAGUGCAGAUGUCAGAUUAUAGCACAAAGUGAAAACCCACUCAUAGAGACGAGGCUUGAAUGUGGAGAAUUUAAAAACAAACAAAAAAAAAACAUAUGUUGAGCCUAAUCUAAUGCAAUUGCUUCGUUUCAAGGAGUGGGAAGCAGUCUUCCAAUAGGCCAACAGCCAGAGCCCAUCCAAAUACUAUACAAGAGCUCAGCCAAACAAAUCUUCCCAUUUAGGUUCCUCCCCCAAAACACUCACCCUUCAGACCCCGUCCCUUCCCCUCUCAUUCCUUUGUUAAUCGAUAGAGCUUCUGGGUUCCUCUUGCCACUCACUUAAGGUGCAUUUCUUUUGCUCUUUUGCAACGCGCGGCGCUGUAAGAACAAAUAAGAGAAGUAGAUUUGCGUUGGGGUUUUUUUUGUUUUGUUUUGGUUUUUUUUGAAUGAGGGAUUCAAGCACACGUCUGCGCUUUAUCUGCUUUGACUUGGACUCAGUUCUUCAGGCCUGGUUUCUGUUCCCGCGGCAGAGACCGACCCAGAUGACUCGCGUGGCUUCGGCGAUAGAAAAAUAAGUCACCCCUUUGCUAUAUCCUAUCAGAUGAAAAACAUCAGCAGCCCUUAAGUUUCAGUUGCCAUCAGCACCUUAUGAGUAAAAUCAAAAAAAUGUUGCACUUUUAUUUGUCGUUAGAUGUUAGGAGUUCUUGUUCUGUUACAUGCGCUGCAACAAAGAGAAAGACAAACUCAGCUCUUAGAAUUAGAAGCUGCACACAGGCCUGAUCUCAAACCCCGUCCCAUCCACCGUCCUUCACCUCGGGGUUCCUCCUGUAUGUCAGACGGGAGCGUUCGACUGCAAUAUAUGUCAGGGGGAUAUAGGCGGUUUUAUAAACUCACCCUCACAGUUUACAGUGGUGGGGGGGGGUGUCGCGGCGGCGGGCUUUGAGACCAGGCCACGGUGCGACUACGCUCAUGCAUUCAGGGCAGACAGAAGACGGUUUACCUCCAGCAUCGUACCAGCACACACCAAGUGAUGGCAAACGGUGUGUGUGUCAGUGUUCCAGGAGAGAAAAAAACAAUAGAAAAGAGCGAUCAGAAAAGGGAGGGAGGGGGGGGGGGGGUUGGGAAGCUGUUUAGGUCAUCACCAUCGGUGUCGUUCUCUUCUCUAACCUCGACUGUGAGUCUAUUCAUCGUUAUUCGUGUUGUUGUUGUUGACAUUUUUUAAAGGUGGUUUAUCUGUGUUUGAAUUUGGCGGUUUUAUGAAAUGAUAUAAUAAUUUCUUUGUUUCUGUUCAUUUUUUUUUUUUUUUUUGUAUAUUUUGCACAUGAGGAAAGGAACCAAAUGUUACGAAUAUGAUCCCAAUUAGAUGAUACGGUCUUAACAAGGGAAAUGCAAUAUACUUGUGUGUAAGUUGUUGUGCGUGUGAUGUUGUGUAUCAUUUCUGGGUAACCAACUAAAACAAGUAAAAUCGUCCUCCAUGACUAUUCUAACCCAUGCGAAAAGCUUCCAUCGCCGUACGUUGUUUAGAUAUCAUAGAUUAUAUUCACAUUUAUAUUUUUACAUUGGAUUUUAGUCAUGAAAUAGAGUUGUAUUUAAAGAAAAAAAAAAAGGAGCCACCCUUCGGAAUGAAUGAUGGUGCUGUGGUAAAUGAAGAAUGAUUCUGCUUGAAUUUAUACAACGCUUACUAUUGAUGUACCAGAAAAGCAAAAAGUCUGAAAAAAAAAAAUUUGCAUGUCGCAGGACUAAGUUUCCUUUGGCCCCUCUUCUAGUGUGUGUAGUCGGCUGUUCAGAUUCUACUUGUGUCCCUUCACUCCAGCCAGAUUCGUGAGCUGUUCAGCAUUAGUCCCACCCAUGCUUUAAAUAACUGUUUUCAUUGUAUUACACUGUGCAAGAUGUGUGCCUUUAUACUCCGAAAUUAUUUAAUUUUAUAUUUUGUAAUCUUUUUUUAAAACAAAGGUAAAUGUUAUUUUAAUAAGAGGGUGUUUACUUUGACAUACAUUAUUCCAGACUUAAUUUCAGACCUUCUUUCGCUCCGACACUUGUGUAUUUGUCCCCGUUUAAAAUAAACCCAUUCUGAUGAUUGUUUUUUAACAGGAGAACAGUCUGAGGUUUCCGUCACAGUGGAUCUGUUUUUCGGUGUGUAAAUCUGAAUCCGUCGUCGUCCUAAAUAUUGUGCGAGGACGGCAUCUGAUAAUAACUUACCCUGGUUUGUUCAUGCUGGUCCUGCCUUUUUGUGUGUGUGUGUGUGGAAUUGCAUUGUGGAGUGUGCGUGUCGUGGUCGUGUUUUGUUGUGCUUGUUCUUGCUACUCGACAGCGCCCCCCUAACUCCAGGGGUCUGUCAGCAUCACAUUUACCCCCCACUAACAAGCCACAGUUUUAGUGACUGGCUUUUUUUUGUUUUGUUUUUUUUACUUUUCAGUGUUUUACAACCCUUUAAUGUACAACUAUUCUUGUCUGACACAUUUCUGUUCCCUCCGUCUCCUUUUAAUGUAACCCAGUUAACAUCUAUCCGCCUGCUUGUUUUCAGGAAACCUUGUGCGUCAGUGGUUCAUUUCUCUGUGUUCUUGCAUUAGAUGGGCUGUUUUGUUCCUCUUGUCACUCAGUUCGUAGUGUAAAGUGGUUGUGUCACUAAAAAUGAUGAGGGAACAUGAUCACCUUUGCGUCUGCUUUGCUCUGUUUGACCCCCGGAGGCUUAACUCAGUCUGGCGUAGGACAUGGAGCAGUGCAUGCUGGGAGACUGACUGUUUUUUUUCCCUCUUUUCUUUGUUGGAAUUCAUCUAACUCUGGAACUUGUGAGAGAAAGUGGCGGCGAUGCCAGACGUACACAGAUGCAAUGUAAAGACAAUGAUUACACACACGCCCUGCUGCUGUACAUACAAGGUCCAGUCCUUGCUUUUGUGACUUCUCUCAUGAAUGAGCUCUUCCAGCAGUAACCCCACCCGUCCCCACCCGGUCCUUCUAGUCAACCUGCUGCCACCACUAACUUGCCAAACGCAUCUUUGAGCAGUCAAAACUAGCCCAUACGAGCUUGAUGAACAUUGUGUAACAUACUGUGUCCGUUUCAACCGUUUUUUGUUUUAUUUGUACAGGGAAAUGGGGCGAUAUGUGCGUCGCUCAUAUGUGAACAUGUCUACAGUAACAAGCUAUGGCAAGCAGCCCUGUGUUCAGUCAUGUGGUUUAUCAAGUGGUAAGGGAAAAUUAGACAACUAAAUGGAAACCAGGCAGGAUCUGCAGGGCCCGGAGCAUUUGUUUUGGCCUCAAGUUCCAAAAUUAGCACAUUUUUAGCAGUAAAUUGUAAUUCUUAGAGUAUAUAACAGAAAUUGGAUUUUGAAUGCAAAGGUCAGCGUACACCAGGCCACCAAAGAUCCUCCUGCAGAAUCUGCUUGGGUCUCACAACAGCCCAGCUUUGGAGAGGACUUGAGCAUUAAUGUGUGUAUGUGUGAGUGUUUGUGUUUUGCUGUCUGACAGUGGUUGGUGCGAGUUCCCGUUCAGUGGCAGAGAGGCCAAAAUGAUGUUGUAUGUUUAUUGUUCACAUUUAAUAAUGAUGAUGAUAAUACACUCCAUUCCAUAAGCGUUCACUCAAACCAAUUAAAGCACUUGUUCAGCUUAAA